Molecule: messenger RNA, 1379 nt
Organism: Diachasma alloeum
Lineage: Eukaryota; Metazoa; Arthropoda; Insecta; Hymenoptera; Braconidae
Product: probable RNA-binding protein CG14230
Exons: 6
Coding region: 209-1309 (366 amino acids)
Molecular function (GO): RNA binding
Source: RefSeq, a predicted model, not a curated record
GUUGCUGUUUUUCCAGGAUUUAUUUCCACUCCGAAUGAAUUUUGCGCGGUCGUGUGCGCAAGGGGUUUCUGCGCAGCUCUAACCUAACUAUAAUCCAACUUCAAUGUCAAUUUGUUUUGGUUGGUGGAUUGGAGUGACUACACGUGGGUUUUUGAUCAACUUUUGUGAAUGAUUUUUGCUUUAUUUAGAGCAAGAUAAUUAUUGAAUCAUGAUUCGGGGGAGAGAUUCGGAUGCUGUGAGACGUGCGUCGUUGAAGAAACAGAAGGAGGCCUUCAGGGAGAAGGAAUUGUUGAUCAGAAAUGCUCUGAACUCAGUGGACGGAAGUGUAAAUAAGAAAAUUAUCUUCGAUGAUAAUAUAGGAGAACAGGAGGAUAAUUAUGAGCAGAAAAAUACCAAUCGCUCCAAAAAGCGAACGUUAUUUGAUGAUGAUGAUGAUAAGGAGGGUGAUUCGAGAGUGGAUGAGUUUGAUUUUAGUGAAAAUAAAAAGGCUAAGGUGGUGAAUCUUGGGAAUGACCCACGUUUUGCCAUGGACAAGAGAUUUUUAGAAGAAGAAAAUGAAAAUCAGGAAGAAUAUCAAAAUGAAGAGGCUGAGGAUGAAAUGACGAGUGAGAAGAAUAAACAAUUAGAAAUUCUGCAGAAUGUUUUGGGGAAACCUUUGGCUAAGAAGAAUAAUACACAAGUGGCUGUGAAGAGGAAAAAUCAAAUGAUUCGUUACGAUCCAACCCAAGACGACCACCAGAAACAUGAGCUCCAGAAAGAGGAGCCUCAACCCAAAAAGAAGAAGCGAAAAGCGAAAGAGGCUGUCGUAGAAGAAGAAAAACCCAUUCCUGUGUCAACUGAAACGUUUUACUCAGUCUCUGAAAAUCUCACUGAGACACUCAAAGCCCCUGAGGAGUUCAGUUUACUCCAACGAUUCGGAACAGCACCUCCAGAGAAAACUCAUGACGUGAAUGAAGAUAAAGUGGCUACAGAGAGGAAAUCCAAGUUUGGAGAGAAUUUCGAUGCUAGAAAUCCAUUUAGAUAUGAUUCAUCUGACGAUGAAGGUGAAAAUACAGAGAAGAAUGUUCAAGGUGCAAGGAUUAGUGAUGAGAAAGUAUCGUCAAGCGUUGAAGAAACAUUUUUCUUGAAUCCUGCAGUGUUUAAAGAAGCUGAAGAAUUUUUCAAGAACCCUGCACCCUCCAACGAGUCCUUCAAAAAGCUCAGGAGGGAAUUGAAAGAGAUCGUUCGCACGAAAAUACGAAGAAACAUACGAAAAACUCAGCUCUGGAAACGAAAGAAGAUCAACCAAGUCAAACCACGUCAUAAAUAAUCCGUCAUUAUCACUAUUUGUAUGAAGCUAAAUUGAGAAAUAUAUAUUUUACCCCCGAAAAGCAUCAAUA